This is a messenger RNA of Fomitiporia mediterranea MF3/22, 2150 nucleotides long. RefSeq lists its product as uncharacterized. Gene Ontology annotation, biological process: maturation of SSU-rRNA from tricistronic rRNA transcript (SSU-rRNA, 5.8S rRNA, LSU-rRNA). Gene Ontology annotation, cellular component: small-subunit processome; nucleolus. Bases 1 to 2112 code for a protein of 703 amino acids. The transcript is spliced from 6 exons. The record is from RefSeq and is a predicted model, not a curated record. Lineage: Eukaryota; Fungi; Basidiomycota; Agaricomycetes; Hymenochaetales; Hymenochaetaceae.
AUGCCACGGCGUCGGACCUCCAGGCCUAAGUCGGCAGCAAGCAACUCUAGAAGAAAGAGCUCAAUUCGAAGAUGGGAGAAUAGGGAAGACAUUCCUCUUGAUGAAAUCGACGAAUUUCAUGAGCAACGUGAUAAGAUCCUCUUGGAAGGAGAGGAAGCGGCACCAGAUAGUGAUUACGAUGAUGAUGAGGUAUUUGCGUUGAAGGGACUCGCGGAGUCUUCGGAUGAAGAGAUGGACGAAGAGGACGAAGAAGAUGAGGAGGACGAGGCAGAGGAAGUGUCGAAGCCGCAAAAGAAGGCUAAAGCAAAGCAAACUAAGAAGUCCGAAAAGAAAUCUGGCAAGAAAGUCACGAGCUCGGAUGAAGACAAAUCUGAGGACGAGGAAGAGGAGGAAGAAUCGUGGGGGACUAAAAAAUCUGCAUAUUAUUCCUCGAAUGCUGCACAAAUCGAAUCAGAUGAUGAAGAAGCCCAUGAGAUGGAGGAGCAAGAAGCACGUCGAAUACAAGCGAAACUUCGAGCAUCUAUGAGGGAAGAGGACUUUGGAUAUAGCGAAGCUUUGCAGAGCGCAGUGGACCUUCAGCCCAUCGAUGAUUUAUGGAAACAAGACGAAAAGCCGCUGCCCACACCAGCUGGUACUGACAGAGCCUCGAUUUUACGACACUUACAGAAAACCGAUCCGGUAUCGCUUGCGCUUGCUUUUGAAUGGGAGGAUAUAGCGUGUUCGGUCAUGAAGAUAGAACAGCAGAUUGCUGAAAUUCCUGACAGCACCGAAAAUAAAGCUCUUGGCCUGAUUCACGUGCAUCACCAGACGCUUUUAACAUACGCAGCUUUACUUGCUUUCUACGUACACCUCCGCUCAUCCGAAAAAUACGCCGCACGACCAGACCUCCUAAGACAACACCCCAUCCUCAAACGACUCCUCACGCUCAAGCAAAGUCUCAUCACUUUCGAGGAACUCGGCUUCAUCGCAUCCGAUUCGGAAGAUGACCUUGACUCGGAGGAGAUUGAUGAACUUGAUUUAGAUUUGGAUGACGACGAGGAUCACGAUGACGGUAUGGGUAUGGAUCUGGAUGGAAGAGCAAUGCUCGAUACGUGGGUGACGACUCGGAAACGUGGGCUUGACGUUGGCGAGUUGGAGCAAUUGCUCUCAGAAGCGAAUGCUUCUGCCAAGACAAAGAAACCUCUCAAUCCGGAUAAUGAGACGAAGGUUACCGAGAGUCUACCACCGAAGAAGAAGCAAAAACGGUCAGACGGGAAGGCAGUCCCGACAAAGGUCACAUUUGACGUCGAAGAACCGACUCUACCCUCUAAAUCAAAGGCAAAGAAAACAUCAACAUCAUUAUCUUCUUUAGGUCUGGACGAUCACGCUAGCUCUAGCUCAGCCAAAUCAUCCGGGUUUGACUUCGGUUUCGGCGAAGCAACCUCCCUCGACGAAGCCGACAAGCAAGACAAAUCCACGCGUCGAAAAGCUCUCCGAUUCCAUACCUCCAAGAUCGAAGCAUCCUCUUUACGAAGACAGAAUGCGCGUACUGCGCUGGGCGGAGAUGAUGACGUGCCGUAUCGAGAACGCAAGAAGGCGAGGGAGGAGAAGGAGAAGGAGGCGGCUAGGAAGAGGCGGGCGAGCCUUGGUACUGGUGGGGAUGAUUUGGAUUUGAAUGAUGGAGAUCCUCCGCCUGAAGAGUACGGGAGGAAAGGAGAGGAAGAAAAAAGUGGAAGUGGCGAUGAUGCAGAAGAGGACGAAGAAGAUGGAUACUACUCCCUCGUCAAACGACAAAAGAGCGCAAAGAAAGCAGAGAAGAAAGCACAAUACGAGGCAGCUAAAGAAACCACUCGCAUCAACUUCUCAGACGAAAACACCUCAACAAACCAACAACGCGCAAUCACCCGCGCAAUCUUAACCAACAAAGGCCUCACCCCUCACCGGCUCAACAAAAACAAAGCAGCACGCAACCCACGCGUAAAGAAACGUCAGAAAUUCGAGAAGGCGAAGAAGAAGUUGGCGUCUCAAAAAGCUAUAUACAAGGGCGGCGUUGAAGGAGGAGGAGGGAGGGGAGGGAGGUAUGAUGGUGAGACGUCGGGGAUUUCGAAGGUCGUUAAGAGUGUUAAGUUAUGAGCGUUGUCCAGUCCUCCUAGGCCAGCUUCUUUUCGUUU